AUGAGUUUACGCAGACCGAGAGGAAACACUGCUUUACAAAAUGGCGCCACCAUAGAAGAGGAGAAGACUAAGAGUCUCGAUUUCACUCAUCGAGAAUCACCAUUGACAGUUCUCAUCGAACACUCGCUUCACAUAAGAGCAAUAUAUCACAUAUUCGUUGUCAUUCUACUGAUACUACUGUGUGACACCGUGAUAUAUGACCUCGUCGAGCGUGGAAAAAUAAAUAUUGGCGUGACGUCAGUCGUGUAUGGGUUCGGUGACAUCAGACGCGGCGCCAAGCUGUGGUUGUUUGAGCUAGCCGUCGCACUAGCUUUUUAUCCCGGCUUGAAAAUCUAUGUCGCGAUAUGGAAGAUUAUCAAAGAUUAUCCAGGUCUCUGCAGAGUCUGGUCUACAACUGCAAUAAUCGGUGUGAUAGCACUAGAAAUACUGCUAGUAGCCGUUCCAGUGUAUGACUUAGCUCAGACGCAUUUGGCACUGGGAUCUUCAGCCAUUGUCACCUGCGAAAUGUUUCGUUUCGUGAUGAAAAUUUGCGCGGUCGCUGUUGCUUGUGCCAAUCGAUGUAAUGACGGAGGCACAAAGCUACCCUCUUUUUCACAUUUUGUUUACUUCUUGUUCGCACCAACGCUCCUGUAUCGAGACGAGUACCCCAGAACACAAAGAAUAAGAUGGGGCGUGGUUGUGUUCCAUCUUUUAGAAGUUACUGCCAUUAUAUUUUACAACAGUUUUCUAUGGGAGCGCUUUAUAUUGCCGUAUUGGUCGGAUUAUGGGAAAGAACCAAAGGUGGAAGCCGGGACAGUUGUACGCGGAAUGUUUGCUUGUGUGCUGCCCGGUGUUAUAUCCUUCCUCUGUGGAUUUUAUUGCAUUCUACAUGCCUGGCACAAUGCAUUCGCAGAAAUGCUCAAGUUUGGAGAUCGUCUUUUUUAUGAAGAUUGGUGGACAACAUCUCGUUUUUCUCGCUACUACCGAGCCUGGAAUCUUAUUGUACAUUCUUGGUUACGCGAUUACAUUCAUCAUCCUUUAGCCCCAUACACAGGUCGCGCUGUGUCUACUUUUAUAGUAUUUCUAGUAUCGGCUGUUGCUCAUGAGGUAGUGUUGGCUCUCUCCUUUGGAUUCUUUUAUCCAGUGUUGAUGAUAGAGUUCGGAGGUUUUGGCCUUUUAAUGUUGCCUUUAACGGCUUCCAGUGGAUCUCGCUUUCCUAGCGUAUUUAACCUUUUAAUGUGGUUAUCAUUUUUUAUCGGAAACGGACUUUUGUGGAGCUUAUAUUCGAUGGAAUAUUUUGCAAGAAAAAAUUGCCCACCAUCUGAAACGGACAGCUUUUUUGUGCCAAAAUCAUGGUCUUGCCCAGAAGUAGUUCUAAAGCCAAAUUGGACGUUCCAAAAUCCAUUUGACAUUAUUUAUUAAAUUUUGUUUAAAUCUAAUCUACAUUUUAAUAUAAAUAUAAUCUUUAAACAUGAAUAAAUUACAGUUUUAAACGUAAGAAAUAUUAAAUAUAUAAUGAUUAUAUUAUGAAAGCUCAAACGAUAAGUUGUGACAUUAUUUAAUUAUAUUGAAAUAAAUGUUUCCUUUUUAAUGUGUAA
Messenger RNA from Melitaea cinxia (Glanville fritillary), 1577 nucleotides. Its product is annotated as sterol O-acyltransferase 2. The record is from RefSeq and is a predicted model, not a curated record. The coding region runs from base 1 to 1401 and encodes 466 amino acids. Lineage: Eukaryota; Metazoa; Arthropoda; Insecta; Lepidoptera; Nymphalidae. Gene Ontology annotation, biological process: cholesterol metabolic process. The transcript has 9 exons. Gene Ontology annotation, cellular component: endoplasmic reticulum membrane.